Messenger RNA from Procambarus clarkii (red swamp crayfish), 552 nucleotides. NCBI's taxonomy places the organism in Eukaryota, Metazoa, Arthropoda, Malacostraca, Decapoda, Cambaridae. The record is from RefSeq and is a predicted model, not a curated record.
AUGGGGUGGUGGAGGGAAGCUGGGCUCACAUUGGACGGAGGAAGUCAAGGGCAGCAGUUUGGACGGAGGAAGUCAAGGGCAGCAGUUUGGACGGAGGAAGUCAAGGGCAGCAGUUUGGACGGAGGAAGUCAAGGGCAGCAGUUUGGACGGAGGAAGUCAAGGGCAGCAGUUUGGACGGAGGAAGUCAAGGGCAGCAGUUUGGACGGUGGAAGUCAAGGGCAACAGUUUGGACGGAGGAAGUCAAGGGCAGCAGUUUGGACGGUGGAAGUCAAGGGCAGCAGUUUGGACGGAGGAAGUCAAGGGCAGCAGUUUGGACGGUGGAAGUCAAGGGCAGCAGUUUGGACGGUGGAAGUCAAGGGCAGCAGUUUGGACGGAGGAAGUCAAAGGCAACAGUUUGGACGGAGGAAGUCAAGGGCAGCAGUUUGGACGGUGGAAGUCAAGGGCAACAGUUUGGACGGAGGAAGUCAAGGGCAGCAGUUUGGACGGUGGAAGUCAAGGGCAGCAGUUUGGACGGAGGAAGUCAAGGGCAGGAGUUUAGACGGAGGAAGUUAA